Molecule: messenger RNA, 999 nt
Organism: Mytilinidion resinicola
Lineage: Eukaryota; Fungi; Ascomycota; Dothideomycetes; Mytilinidiales; Mytilinidiaceae
Exons: 4
Coding region: 233-544 (103 amino acids)
Biological process (GO): mitochondrial electron transport, ubiquinol to cytochrome c
Source: RefSeq, a predicted model, not a curated record
GAACAAGCAAAGUUGCUAAGAAUUCUGCACCUGUUUGAUGCCAUCGGAGGUGCCUCAUACUCAUACUUGACUAUCAUAUCAAUGGGAGUUCAAGUACUGAGCCCGUGGUCAUCACAGCAAACCCUUCGCUAACCGCAACCGAGCCUCUCCGAUCUCCAAGUCCAACCAACCUCACAUCACCACCUGCCCAGCUCCCUCAUCCACCACCCACGCCCCGAACCCACCAACGACAAUGUCACACCUCCCCCCGUCGCAGUUCACCGGCAGCGGCGGCCUGCAGCCGUGGUCCGUCCGCUCGAACUACCAAACCUACCGCUCACCAUUCGGGCCAAAAUACAAGACCGCCUGGAACUUCCACGGCUUGACGGUCGGUCGGAUGGCGCAGUUCGGCUUCACCCUCGGCGCCUUCGGCGGCGUCGCCGGCUUCUUCGCGCUCUUCUUCUUCGGCGAGGUGCCCAAGGUGCGCAAGGAUAUCCUGCAGAAGAUUCCGGGGCUGGGGGGCUACUGGGUCCGGGAGAUUCCGCCAGAGGACAACCCGUUUUAGAUGCGUGCAGUGCAUGGAGGAGGGGGGCAAGCAUGAGGAGACGCAGGGAUUGGGCAUUGUGUAUCAUAGAGAUAGAGGGCUCGACUGCGUGUAUAAUAUGAGAAGCGUUGCUGGGAUAUCGAGAUUUGGUGAUUGACUGGUUGUGUGGUUGUGAUGUCGAAUUUGAAUUUGAGGUGAUAGCUGAGAUGUGGAUUCGCGCAGUUCUUGUGUCAAAACAUUUCACGGGAUGCAGCUGGCAAGAGCAUGAUUUGUUUGCUCAAGGGGGCAUAUGUAGCUUAAUACGAUUGCAAUGACUAACAAACCAGGAAGAAACCCCAGAGUACAAAGAUACCGGAAGAUAGGAAAGGAAAAAGAAGUAGUUGUGCUCGUUCCACGCCAUUAUCCGUAGCCUUAGAACAAAAGUCAGGAUAAAGAAGCUCGGCGUGUCCUUGUAGUCUGUCGUGAGCAAAUUUCUU